Messenger RNA from Gadus macrocephalus (Pacific cod), 2399 nucleotides. RefSeq names its product solute carrier family 25 member 47-A-like. Gene Ontology annotation, cellular component: mitochondrion. Lineage: Eukaryota; Metazoa; Chordata; Actinopteri; Gadiformes; Gadidae. The coding region runs from base 549 to 1289 and encodes 246 amino acids. Gene Ontology annotation, molecular function: transmembrane transporter activity. The record is from RefSeq and is a predicted model, not a curated record. The transcript is spliced from 6 exons. Gene Ontology annotation, biological process: transmembrane transport.
UUCGUACCUGUUAUAUAUAUGAGGCCAUUUACAUUGCACCUUGUAGACCAAUGUAAGGCUUUCAACCUUAACGUGAACAUCAUUCGGACGUUAGCAGAAAAGCUCAGAACAAGAUAUGCCAUGCCUAAUAUGGCCAUAAUUGAGGCACUUGAUGUAGUUCCGGGGCGGAGUCAGGCCCUGCACGAGGUUGUGAUUGGGCUCUUGGUGUUCAAUAACAUACGCCGCUUGUUCAGACAGUUUUGUAACAGGCCAUCGUGUCAGCUCAGCGCUUGAAGCGAUCAAAUGGAUUUACAAUGAGCCAAUUUCGUGUCCAGCUAAAUUGAAUAGGAUAUGCAUAUUGCCGACUUUGUGGCUGGAUCCAUUGGAGAGCUGUUCCUGACUUGGACCUGUCUUCUCUCUAAAAUUGUACAGGAGCAUGUGGAGUUGCGGUGGGCUACCCAUUCGACACAGUAAAGGUCAGGAUACAAACGCAGCCCCAGUUCACUGGACUAUGGCAAUGUGCUACUACGACAUUUUACAAAGAAGGCUUGCAUGGGUUUUUCAAAGGUAUGGCCUUGCCCGUCACCACCAUCUCGAUGACGUCUUCGGUGGUGUUCGGCACAUACCGGAACUGCCUACAGUGUCUGUCCCAGGUGCGAUCAGGCGCCCCAGGGGGUCCCAACACCAAGCUGGAUGUGUUCCUCUCUGGCAUGACUGCAGGGGUGGCUCAGAUAUUUGUGAUGUCGCCAGGUGACAUUGUUAAAGUGCGCCUGCAGUGCCAGACGGAAUCCUCCAGAGGGCGCCCCAGCAUGUCCAUGCCAAAGUACAGAGGCCCCGUCAACUGUCUGCUGCAGAUCCUCCGAGAGGAGGGGGUCCUGGGACUCUACAGAGGGGCCCUGCCGCUCAUGCUGAGGGACGGGCCCUCCUACGCCACCUACUUCCUGACCUACAACACCCUCUGUGAUUGGAUGACCCCAGUCGGCAAGGAGGGGCCCGGCUGGAGCGGUGUGAUGCUGGCCGGUGGGCUGGCGGGCAUGGCCGGCUGGACCCUGGGCACUCCCAUGGACGUGAUCAAAGCCCGCCUGCAAAUGGACGGCGCCAGGGAGACGAGACGCUACCGGGGACUCGCGCACUGCGUCUCCGAGACGGUACGGCUGGAGGGAGCGGGCGUCUUCUUCAGGAGCCUGGGCAUCAACUGUCUGCGUGCGUUCCCCGUCAACAUGGUGGUGUUUGUGACGUACGAGUCGCUGAUUGGCGUCCUGCGAGCCACGCCCACCAUUGUCAAGGCGGAGAGGGCAGUGUUUGAAUAGUAUUUGUUGUUCAUGAGGGUCAGCGCACAAAAUGGAGCAUUACACGCUAAUGUGUUACAGUACUUAUUCUUUUGAUCAUGCUGCUAGUUUGUGGAUAAUUGUGUAUAUAUUCGUCCGGGAGAAAAGGCAGGUGGAUAUAAAGGCUUUAACUCCCAUUGCUCAGGAACACGUAUUAUGAAUUGCCAUGCUUCAAAACACUUUAAUUGAGCAAGUUGAUGGUAAGAACCUCCCUCCUGUGUGGUUGUAUUGUUGUCGUACUUUCAAUGUAGCCUGACAUCACCAGACAAAUUCUCAAAUGCGUAUUCAAACCUCUCUGUUCAUUUUCGAUGUUAUCAAUUGGCCCAGACCAAAACACUCCUGGAUGCAAUUUGAUAGACCUACAACCAAUGAGGCUCAAGGAACGUGUGACACAUCAGCGGCAGCCAUCUUGGUUGUUUACGAUGGUGGCAUAACCAACAUCGUGGUUAUUCCACGAUGGUGCUCCAAUAGGGCGGUCCUCUGUACAGUGUUCGUAUCAAACCCGGGCCAUAUUUUAUAACAGUUGUGGUUGGUCCGUCCCGGGCCAGGUCUGGUUGAGUUUGAACAAAUUGAAUAUGACAAGGCAGAUUCGUCUGGUUGACAGGCUAUAUUCAAUGUACACUCAGUAACAAAUAUUUUAAGAAAUGUAUUGGUCACAUCUUUGACGGAUAUGAAUGUGAUUUAAGCCUAUAUAUAUAUAUAUAUAUAUAUAUAUAUAUAUAUAUAUAUAUAUAUAUAUAUAUAUAUAUAUAGGUUUUUUUUAAGUGACCACAGCCCGCAACAUAGAGGUAAACGUAGCAUGUAGCCCAGUUUUAUGGGUGAGUUGCUUUGAUUUUUGACUGUAUGGCAUAACUAGAAUGUUACGAGAAUAUGUAUGUACUAUUUCAUGAAUGAGCUGAAGAAUGACAUUUAUUUAAAAUGGGCAUACUAGGAAUAUAUAUUAUGAAUAUUGACAUGUAUGUCAGUAAAUGGUUAUGGAGAAAGCCGUCAAACCGCUGUCUAAGGGCAUUCAAAACUUGCUGCUUUUCUGUGCCUGCCUAUUCAUAUAAAAUAAACUAGUUACGCUCAUCUAGGGGCAAAACUAUGAUAGUG